AUCCUCAGCGGACACUGACGUGUUCCUCUAGCAGCAUAACAAAGUCUUCCUCUUUUUAUCCCCUUUUCCUCCACUCUCUUUCUCUCUCCGUCCAUUCCUGUCUUCCCCGUCCCCUUUCUCUCCACAUCGCAGUUUACCCUCUUUAUGCACCUGCUUCUCACCACUGCCCGACUAGACACCGACUCAACCAGCAUCUAGCCCCGGGAAUGAUACCCUUUCUCCCGGACUACGGUUACAGCCGCCAGUGGAUAGGUCUGCGUUUUGGUCUGUUUAAAAGCUAUUUGCGGUUUAUCGGAAAGGUGGGCUGAAGGCGUGUUAAGAGGGAUUACCUGUUGUUUUUAAGGGGUUCGUUUCGUCGCUCUGUCGUUCGAGGGAUAUGAUCCUCUCCACUGAGGAGACUCAGCAAACGGUCCCGACGGGACGCGGACGUGUCUAUGUUUUCAUAACCCUACACGGGAUGAAUUUUGAGAUUUAUGACAGUUUAUCGGAGAUAGCAAGAAACCAAGUCCUCAUGUCUAAAAAUCGGUCUUAUGUGGUCAUUAAAAUUGCUUUGGGGAGUGCAAAUUGUCGCUGUAGGUUCGUGGAAUGCUUGGGUGUGAUGGAGUGAGUGAGGUAAAGUGAGUGCACGUCUCAGAUGUUUAUCCCCUAACUUCGGCAAGAUGAAAUCGCUCUUCUACAGCCGCUUCUUCAUCCUCCUGCCCUGGGUCCUCAUCGUCAUCAUCAUGAUCCAUAUUGACACGAGGACGUCCGUCCGAAGUCCAGCCCUGGGUCGCGGCGGGGGAGCACAGAGGAAAGACAGAACCAGCCCACCCCGGGCGAACCGCUCCGCUCUCCCGGUAAUCUACGCCAUCACCCCGACCUAUAACCGGCCAGUCCAGAAAGCUGAACUUACCCGGCUCGCUAACACCUUCCGCCAGGUUCCUCGCUUCCACUGGAUAGUAGUGGAGGACUCGAGUGUGCGCACGGAGCUGGUGGCGCGCUUUCUCGCCCGCUCGGGGAUGCAGUACACACACCUGAACAUCUUUACGCCCCGCCGGUUCAAACGGACCGGGAUGCCCCGUGCUACUGAGCAGAGGAACACGGCUCUGUCGUGGCUGCGGUCGCAUCGCUCCAGGAAGGAUGUUGGGGUAGUAUUCUUCGCAGACGAUGACAACACAUACAGCCUGGAACUGUUUGAAGAGAUGCGUUCGACGCGGGGUGUGUCAGUGUGGCCGGUGGGGCUGGUCAGUGGGCGGAGGUACGAGCGCCCCAUAGUGGAGAAGGGCAAAGUGGUGGGCUGGUACACUGGCUGGAGGCCCGACCGCCCCUUCGCCAUUGACAUGGCAGGUUUUGCAGUGAACCUCCAAGUGGUCCUGGGGAGCCCACGGGCGUUGUUCAAGCGUAGGGGUUCCCAGCCUGGCAUGCAGGAGUCUGACUUCCUGAAACAGAUCACCAAGGUGGGAGACCUGGAGCCCAAAGCCAACAACUGCACUACGGUGUUGGUGUGGCACACUCGUACAGAGAAGGUGAAUCUGGGAAACGAGCCCAAACAUCGACAGGACAGUGUGGUCAUCGAGGUCUAAGGGGCGGGAUAACCAAGGAGGAAUAAGCAAGCCCAUUGGUCGGACAGACUGCCUGUAAUUUCUUGAACUACACUACUGACAGCACCUUGCUUGACCAUAACUUUGACAUGGAUUACACUAUGACAGACAAGACUUUGGACCAAUUGCAUGGAUGGGAACUGCUGCCUGAAUGUUGUGAUUGGCUCAAUGAGAUCCCGGACCUCAAUGUGGACCAUAAUGCACUGGGGUGACCUGUGCUUUCCCAGUGGACUUUGCUCUUGUACUGCAAUAUGUGGCCCAGUCCCUUAUGAAGUGACUUCCUCUGAAGUAUGUGGACUAAGCAAGACUGUCUGUCUGUCUAUGUGUGUAUGCAUGUGUGUAACUGAUCAGUGAGUAUGUAAGGAGUAUGAAACUGAACAAUAUUUGUGUAUGUCUGUUAAGACAUACCAACAAGAACAUCGGCCUUGAGUAGUAGAUCACCUGCUGGGUGUCGACUAACAGUGGCCAUUCGACAUGUACAAUCGUCGGGAAAUGA
Coregonus clupeaformis (lake whitefish) is the source of this 2076-nucleotide messenger RNA. Its product is annotated as galactosylgalactosylxylosylprotein 3-beta-glucuronosyltransferase 2-like. Gene Ontology annotation, biological process: carbohydrate metabolic process; chondroitin sulfate proteoglycan biosynthetic process. The record is from RefSeq and is a predicted model, not a curated record. NCBI's taxonomy places the organism in Eukaryota, Metazoa, Chordata, Actinopteri, Salmoniformes, Salmonidae. Gene Ontology annotation, molecular function: galactosylgalactosylxylosylprotein 3-beta-glucuronosyltransferase activity. The transcript has 4 exons. Gene Ontology annotation, cellular component: Golgi membrane. Bases 660 to 1562 code for a protein of 300 amino acids.